This is a messenger RNA of Etheostoma cragini (Arkansas darter), 9811 nucleotides long. It is a transcript of the gene plxnb2b, whose product is annotated as plexin b2b. Gene Ontology annotation, biological process: semaphorin-plexin signaling pathway involved in axon guidance; regulation of cell shape; negative regulation of cell adhesion. Bases 931 to 6495 code for a protein of 1854 amino acids. The record is from RefSeq and is a predicted model, not a curated record. Gene Ontology annotation, cellular component: semaphorin receptor complex. Gene Ontology annotation, molecular function: protein binding; semaphorin receptor activity. The transcript has 37 exons. Lineage: Eukaryota; Metazoa; Chordata; Actinopteri; Perciformes; Percidae.
AGGACCUACCCCCACACGGACACUUUGGGAAACCACAGCGCGGGGCUGCAAACCGCUCCCACAACACGGACAAAUAUUUCGGUGUAUCUGCGAACAGACAACACAACUUGUUUGUCUUCCACCACUCUCUUCAUCAUCUACUAGCCUACUUUCCGCCUGCUGUCUCAUAGGCUUUGCCUGCGGUGAGUGUGAGGUGGGAGGGGAUUCAUUCCUUUCAGUACCCGAUCGCGCCUCUCUCUCUCUCGCUCUCUCUCUCUUUCUCCUUUUUCCUCUCCUCCCUCGUACAACCUCCAGGGUUUUCAAACGCGAUGACAGUCAAGGCGAACGCGUGAGUGGAUCCCACAGGUGUGUUGUAGAACUGCCAACUGAGCCGCGGCUCCUGGAGACUCUCUCUCUCUCACACACACACACACACACCUGGAAAUUGCCAGAUGACUCGGCACCUGGGCGUGGAGAAAGUCCCCGAUAUCAUUCCCAGAGUCUUUUGUUGAGGAGUUGCCCGGGUCGCCUUUCAACAGGAAUUGACAAAUUGGUCAACCAAGCAGCCAGUGUUUUCUUCGGAAUAGUGCCUUUCUGUAACCGCUCACGGGACAUGCGAGGAGAGUAGAAUGUGAACUUGAUUACGGACUUGUUUCUUUUCCUUUUUUUGUUGUUUUUGUUUUACUAUUUCACCAGAGGGCUCUUCAAUAUCUGGACUGUUCGCGUUUGUGCAACUACUCACUUCGCUGUUUUUCCUCCAAGAGCCCAGGCCCUUAAUGAAGCUGGGGGUCAGCAGUAGUGUGCGGCUAAUUGGCCAAAUUUGCCUUGGGCUCCGGCUUCCUGUGAUUGAAGUGUCCAGUGAGGGCCCGCCGUGCAGCCGGCGCUGCACCCUGCUUUGUUCCACUCCAGCAGCCAAGACGCUCACUGCACCCCUGUCUGCCUCUCCCUAAGAUGGCAAGCUGGGUCUCCCUCCUCCUCUUCCUCUUAUGCCAGUCAGUCUCACAAGCUCAGCAGGAUAGCAGCAAUGUCGCCAUCCUAGAGUUCACCACAGACACCACCAUCAACAAUGUGGUCCAGGAUCCCCAGACUGGUCGAAUCUACCUGGGGGCGGUCGACAACAUUUUCCAGCUGGGGCCGUCACUCCGCCUGCAGGCUCGUGCUGAGACGGGCCCCAAAGAGGAUGCCCGGAGCUGUACGCCUCCUGCAUCUGCCUGCCAGGACACAAAGCUCAUGCCCAACCUCAACAAGCUUCUGCUGGUCCAUCCGUCCAACGGUUCACUCAUAGUCUGCGGUAGCCGCUAUCGAGGCAUUUGCUCCCUCCUAAACCUGACCAAUGUGGAACAGCAGCUGUAUUACAGUGACAGUAAAGGAGAGAGGACUUACGUGGCUAGCAUAGAGGAUAAUGUGAACGUGGUGGGUGUGAUGUCCAACUACUCAAAAGAUGGGAACGCCUUCAGUGUGUUUCUUGUUGGGAAGGGCUAUGGAAGCCUCGACAGUACAAAACUCAUCAGCACACGAAUCCUUCAGGACUUUCGUGAUUGGGUCGUGUUUGAGAGCAUCAUUGAAGCAUCUACGGUUCAGACGACGCCAUUUGUUCCAAAGUACCUGCAUGACUUCCGACUUGCCUUCAAAGAUAAUGGUUUUGUUUAUUUCCUCUUUUCAAGGACACUUGAUGGAUCGGAUAAUAAAAACCUGACCUUUGUGUCUCGUCUUUGCGAAGACGACCACCAUUACUACUCCCACACGGAGCUGCAGUUAAACUGCGGCCAAAAUAACCGAUACAACAAAGUCCAAGCUGCGUAUGUGGCCUCUCCAGGGAAAGAGCUGGCGCGGGCCAUGACUGAAUUAGGUUGGUAUGGUACGGUCAACUACUGGAACAAAGUUCUAUUCAUGGUGGCAAGUCCGGAUGACGACCCCAGCGACUCCGCUCUCUGCAUGUAUCCACUCAACACCAUCAAUGAGCGACUGGUGGACAUCAUCAGCGCCUGCUACAGUGACUCAGGGAAAAUGUCCGGGGUCCCUGCUGUGGAUAUCCCUUACUCAUCUAAAACUGACGAAUUCUGCACAUCCAAAAUUGCGAAGGAUACGUUGGCAAACUACAAGUGUGGCGCAGACUUUCUGCCUUCCCCUUUAGCCAGCAAGCCGAAAUUUGCCCUAAAGACGAAGGCAGUGUGGACCAAACCUGGGCUUCUGACCGCCGUGGCUGUCGCCGUGGAGAAUGAUCACACCAUCGCCUUCUUGGGGAACACACAGGGGGAGGUCUUCAAGGUGCACCUGGCCACGGAGCCAGACAUGUACAGUACGACUCCUGGCGACACCAUGGGAGAGAAGGUCAACAAGAACCUUUUCUUUGACCUCAGUCAAAAUCACCUUUACAUUACCACAGAGAAAAAGAUCACCAAGGUGCCGGUGCAGACGUGCCUCCAAAAGAAAGACUGCCAAUCAUGUGUGGAACUGAGGGACCCUUACUGUGGCUGGUGUGUCCUGGAGGGCAGGUGUACCAGGAGGUCUGAGUGCCGACGGGCGGAAGAGAAGAAUGGCUGGUUGUGGAGCCCCAGGCAGCUUUGUGUCAAAAUUGUCUCUUUCUAUCCCCCGAACCUUUCCUGCAAAAAGACUCAAAAGGUGAAGAUUAACAUCCCCUCCCUUCCUGCAAUCGGGCUUGCUGACCGUCUGCGCUGCUCCAUCAAGUCUUUCAAUAGUGAGGGCAUCAUGUCUGACUCGGGUCAGGUCUCCUGCGAUCUCCCCAACCCUUCUCUUAUACCACAUACACCUGAGGACCAAGACUUUGUGGCCGUGGCGCUCAGAAUUUUCAUCAACGAGACUGUGGAGCUUGCCACGCGGGAGUUCAAGUUCUACAACUGUGCUGCCACAGUGAGGAAAUCUGAAAACACACCGUGCAUGUCAUGUGUGGCCAGUUUGUGGGGCUGCCAGUGGAACACACAUGACCACUCCUGCAGUGACAUGGACGACAGCGUGGUGGGUGCCAACAUCAUCAAGCAACGUCAGGGAGCGAAGUGUCCUCAUUUUGAGAAUCCAGAUCCUGUGCUGAUCCCGGUGGGCUUCAAGACUCGUAUCAGCUUUGAGGGAAGCAAUUUGGACCUCUACCAGGGUCGUGUUUUCACCAUCGGCAGUGAGCUGAUGAGAAAUGUGGAAGAGGAGGUUAAUUUUGAGGACGGGCCAUUCUACACCUUCAGCGGCUUCGAUUUUUCUUACGACAAGUCACCGGAGACCAAUGUUCUCUUCUAUGUGAAGGACAAGGAGUCGGGCAAGAAGAUGGACAGCACGCUGAAUGUUACGCUGUACAACUGCUCCAUGGGGAGGGAGGACUGUAGUCUCUGUAAGAACGCAGAUCCAAAGUACAGGUGUGUGUGGUGUGCCAAGCAGAGAGCGUGUGUGUACGAGAAGCUGUGCAAUCCUGACCAGCAAGGGUCCGAGGAUCCUUACAACACCGAGUGCCCCGAUCCCCAGAUCACUGAUAUCAUCCCUCGUUUCGGCCCCCUGCAUGGAGGAAUCUCCAUCACCAUCCGGGGCUCCAACCUUGGCAUCCACAAGGAAGAUAUUAAAAGCAUAAGCGUGGUCGGGGUGCCCUGUAUCCACCGGCAGGAGAAGUACCGCGUUUCCACGAGCGUGGUGUGUGAGAUCGGCCCUGUUGGCCCCAAGGACACCUGGGGCCAGGUCGAAGUGGAGGUGAAGGGGGGAAAGAGAGGAACAUCUUCCAUGUACUUCACCUACAGGGACCCAAUUCCAGAGAUGGUGAAACCCUCAAGAGGUCCAAAAGCUGGGGGCACCCUCAUUACAAUUUCUGGAAUAUUUCUGAACACAGGCAGUAUGGAUGAUGUCCAGGUUACCAUCGGAGGGGUGGAUUGCACUGUUGAGCAAUUCGGAGAAGAGAUCACCUGCAGGACAGGGGAAUAUGGAACAGAUAAGGUGCCCUCUGACCAUCUCACCAUCACAGUGAGGUAUGGAAAGAGUACCACAACAACCAUCCCAAGUGCCUUCCAAUUCUUGGAAAAUCCCAUCAUGCUGGACCACCAGCCCAAAGAAAGCUUUGUCUGUGGAGGGAGAAACAUUGUGGUGACCGGCUCCGGCUUUAACCUAAUCCAGACUGCGGUCCUGAAGGUCCUCGGAGACAACUCAAAAGCUUUUGAGAAAGCCCACGAAAAGAACGACACAGUCAUCCAGUUUUGGUCUCCAACAGUAAACAGUUCCCUGAACCAGCCCUUUAAAACCUACAUCCAGCUUGACAACUGGGAGAAGGAACUGAAGCCCUUCGACUACCAACCUAACCCCAGCUUCAACAAGCUGACCAAGAAGGUCAUCACUGAGGCCAGCAUCAUCAUUGUCACUGGUCGAGGAUUCUCCAAAGCCAUGACGGCCAAAGAGGCUCAAGCAUUUGUGGGCGAUGUUCCCUGUCUGGUCAACACGCUUCAGGAUGACAAGCUGUUUCUGGACCCACCUUCCACCACACCCAGCGCUCGCUCCAGACGGCAACGCCGAGACACCCGGCCCGAACUGCUGGACUUAAUGAUCAAGUUUGGGAAAGGGGAGUGGGUGGUUGGCUCUGUGCAGUACGAGAAGAAGAAUGAUUUGUCACUCUACAUCAUCAUCCCUGCUGUCAUUGUGCCCAUGUUGCUCAUCAUCGCGAUCUCUGUCUACUGCUACAGGAGAAAGAGUCAACAGGCCGAGAGGGAGUACGAGAAGGUAAAACAUCAGCUUGAGAAUCUGGAAGAGAGCGUACGGGAUCGCUGCAAGAAAGAAUUCACAGACUUGAUGAUCGAGAUGGAAGACCACACUAACGAACUGAGUGAGGGACGAAUCCCAUUCCUGGACUAUAAAACCUACACCGACCGUGUCUUCUUCCUGCCCUCGAAAGACGGAGCCAAUGAUGUGAUGAUAACAGGAAAGCUCAACAUCCCAGAGGCUCGACGGGCCACAGUGACUCAGGCGCUUAACCAGUUCUCCAACCUCCUGAACUCAAAGACCUUCCUUAUAAAUUUUAUCCGAACCUUAGAACGCAGCCAUGACUUCAACGCCAGGGCCAAGGUGUACUUUGCCUCCCUGCUGACUGUGGCUCUGCAUGGGAAACUAGAAUACUACACCGACAUUAUGAGAACACUGCUGCUGGAGCUGAUGGAGGAAUACGUCCACAGCAAGAACCCUAAACUCAUGCUGCGCAGGUCAGAGACUGUGGUGGAGAGGAUGCUGUGUAACUGGAUGUCUAUCUGCCUUUACCAGUUUUUGAAGGACUCUGCAGGCGAGCCCUUGUACAAACUGUUCCGAGCCAUCAAGCACCAGAUUGAGAAAGGGCCUGUUGACGCCAGAGUGAAGAAAGCCAAGUAUACCCUCAACGACACGGGCCUGUUGGGCGACGAUGUAGAGUACUCCGUCCUGACUCUGCAAGUACUGGUGCAGGGCGAGGGUCCAGAUGUGACGCCUGUCAAGGUGCUGAGCUGUGACACCAUCUCGCAGGUGAAAGAGAAGAUCAUAGAGCAGGUGUACAGGAACCUGCCAUACUCCCAGCGGCCUAAGGUCGACAGUGUCACAUUGGAGUGGCGCCCGGGCUCAACAGGGCAGAUUUUGUCAGAUCUGGACUUAACUUCCCAGAAAGAGGGCAGGUGGAAGCGCAUCAACACUUUGGCACACUAUAACGUGCGAGAUAAUGCCACAUUAGUCUUGUCCAGCGUGCUUCACAUUCAGCAGAACUAUGACCAGAACCAGGAAAACCAUGAAGAGAGGAAUGCUUUGUUGGAAGAUGACAAGGUGUUUCACUUGGUGAGGCCAGCAGACGAACUGGAUGAGAUGAAAUCCAAACGAGGAAGUAUAAAGGACAAGUCGAUGACCAAAGCCAUUACAGAGAUCUACUUAACAAGACUCCUUUCUGUCAAGGGAACACUGCAGCAGUUUGUGGAUGACUUCUUCCGCAGCGUGCUGUGCUCUGGGGCGGUGGUGCCACCGGCUGUCAAAUAUUUCUUUGACUUCCUGGAUGAGCAGGCCCUGAAACACAACAAUGUGGAUGAGGAGACCAUCCAUAUCUGGAAGACUAAUAGCCUUCCUCUGCGGUUCUGGGUGAACAUACUGAAGAAUCCCCACUUCACAUUUGACGUCCACGUGUCUGAAGUUGUGGACGCCUCGCUUUCUGUCAUCGCCCAGACCUUCAUGGAUGCCUGCACCAAGAGCGAGCACAAACUCAGCCGGGACUCUCCAAGUAACAAACUACUCUAUGCAAAGGAGAUCUCCACCUAUAAGAAGAUGGUGGAUGAUUACUACACAGGCAUCAGGCAGAUGGUUCCUGUCAGUGAUCAGGACAUGAACACUCAUCUGGCGGAAGUGUCACGGUCUCACACAGACAAACUGAACACACAAGUGGCUCUCCAUCAGCUUUACCAGUAUGCCAGCAAAUACUAUGAUGGGAUCAUCGCAUCCCUAGAGGAGGACCCAGCUGCCCAGAGUAAACAGCUGACCCUGCGGCUCCAGCAGAUAGCAGCCGCCCUGGAAAACAAAGUGACUGAUCUCUAACCCACCGAGGGAGGGAGGGAGGGAGUAAGGGGAAUGGUAGGAUACCGCCAGUGACUGCAGGGGGCUUACUUCUUCUUUUAGAGAACAAAACAUGGAAAUAAGGAAAGGUGAGAAGUCAGUCAUAUUGUACAAUAUGGCCCUGGGACAAUUUGCUGUGCUGUGGAGUAAAGGGAAUAAUUAAAUGCAGAUAGAGAGAAAAAAAGGGACGGAAAUUAUGGGUUACACUGUCAUUGGUACGCCUUAAAUCUCACUUGCCGAACCUUUAAGGUCUGCACGCUUACUCUUGCUUCACUGAAUAUUGCUCCCACAAUGCAGUGCGGUAGACCUCUCACUGAGAAUUAAGCCCCUCCGUGGAGCACUGGCACAGGCGAUAAUCAGAUGUUCAAUUUCUUUCUGUGUAGAAAAGGUUUUAAGAAUUGUAUUAUAUAUUUUUUUUAUUGUGCAGUCUUUAUGCGGAAAGCUUUAUAAGGAAAAAAUUAUCUUUUUAAAUGGAUCACCUUGUGGUGCAGAUAGUGUUUUUAUUAGCCUGUGUGUGCGUAGAUGUCUGUGUGAAGCACAACACCUGAACAAGAGUAUGCGUUGCUAGAUUUGAGUGUGUGUGAUUGUGUGGGAAUUUGUGUGCACACAGGAUGCCUACUGUCAGGCGUGAGGGCGAAGGGACGCCUGCUUUGUUAUUUUAUUCCCCCAUAGCCAGUGGCAUACUGGAGCCUGUGCACUCACCGAGCUCACCAAAGGGUCCUCACAAGGACACUGGUUAGCAAUUUACAGGCUCUUAUGAUUGACAGGUCAACAGUAGUUUCAGAAAUGUUUGAGUUAAAUUAUUUGCUUUGACUCAGAUUUGCUUCAAGCUGGAUUGCCAUUUGUGCUUGUGGAAUCUGACACUAGCCCAAUCUGUCUCCCUUUAUUGUACAGUGCCAUGAUACAUUCCAUUUCAACUAAAGCACAGAAGUACAUUUCAAAAUUGUUUAAAAACAUUUCAGUUGUUGACUUUUUUAUUUUAUUUUUAUUUUUUUUAAGUAUCAGCAAACAGCAACUAUAUUCUGCUAUGGAGCCAUGCCCGUCAUAUUAGCCCUGCAAUAAUGUCAGAAUACUAUGAGCCACAAUUGACAGUUACACUAGCUCACUAAAUGUAUUCAAAUACAGUAGCAAUUCAGCAAUACGGUUGAGAAAUUUCCGAAUUGAUUCACGCAUUGUUAAGCGUGACUUAUGGUUCUGCAGAGGCGCCACGCAGAUCUUUCGCUGUAGCUUAUGUAAGUGACCUGAAGUUAUACUUGUGUGUUAAUGUGUUCGUCGAUCCGGCAUGUGUGGGUGCGUGGGGAGUGUGUGGUAGAGCGAGUGAGAGAGGGACAGCGAUUAACUUUGGUGCAAGUACCAACUAUAGAGUCUUAUUGGGAGAAACUGUCUCCCAUGUGCUUUCUGACCACAGUGGGGAAUCUGUAGCAGGAAAAGUUAACCCUCUCCUUGAUUUAAGUUGUUUAUAGAGAAGGAGAACCAGGAAAUAAGAGUAGGGGGAAAUGCAACACUACCAAGCCACGGCCAAGCAUCGUGCGUUGCCACAACGUGUAUAGUAAAAAAAAAUUGAGAGUUGCACGCAAGCUACGGCGUAGGAUUCGGCGUAGGGUCCGUAUCUCCACGUACCUACAUUCGUAGCCAAGGCGAAAAUAUAACGCGGAAGCCUAAAUCACGCUUCAAGGUUCAUGAUUUUUAGUGCCAUUUGUUUGUAGUCUACUCUUGUAAUCUUCCAAAUAGUCAUCAAGCAAUCUGCCUCUAAAGCUAUGAAAUAGCCUGUUGCUGAUUUUAAUUAUCAGUUCGAGAUGCAGUUGGUACUUAAAUGGUAUGUUUUGAACAAAUUACUGUGGUUUUAGCCUUUGUGUGACGUUUGGGAGGUCAGGUUCAAUCAUGUACAUAAGUGUUAUAGUAAUUGAGAUGUUGAUAUGUCAGUGUCAGAGCUGAGGUGUUGACGGGUAUGAAUGAGGGUUCAAUAUUUUUUGGGCCAUUAAACGCCACGCUUCAUCCCUAAAUUGUUGAUUUUGCUGAUUGUACUUCCCGUAUCUGACCAUGGACGUGUGUAGUUGACAGAGCAUAACGAGCUCCAGAGACCCCAGAAUGUUAACGAUUCCUGCCUUGGCUAGAGAGAGGUUUGCACAGACCUCGAGCCUGCCUGCCUGCCUGCUGUCUCAGCAUGGCACCCUGGCAUCCCGACCAACAGCACUUGGCACUGCCCACUCAGCGCAGUGCAGAGUGGCACUCUGUAUAAUGGAAUCAGCAGGAGAGGCUUUUGAUCUUAAUUGCAUGCCGACUGCAGACUCCAUGCUUGUCUCCGCUGUUGUUUACUGCUGACUUCUGUCUCACUGACGGAGUUGAUGCAAGAAGCUUUCUUUAACCAAAAAUGUGCCUUAUUAAAUAGGAUGAUACAUAUAUAUUGUUUCUAAAUUAUUCUAUUGGUAACCUAGUUGAUUAUAAUGAUGAUAGUGCUAUAGACACAGCAAUGUAUUUGGACUUGUGAUAUUAUGUGUGCUGUCUAAAAUGCUAGGUGCCCUGCUGCAGCCAUGUUUGUGCCAAUAGGCUGAAGACAUUUCAGUAUGAUUUCUUUUAUGGUUGCAGUUUCAAUGUGUACAUUUCCUUUGGGUGUCUGUGGCGUGUGCUUAGUAGGAUUUUUGGUGGCUAGGGCAGAAGGCCUAAAGGAAUAAAUAUAAAACAAUGUGGCCAGUGUGAUUUGGGUUUCCCUUGAAAAUGUCUGGCAUUUCUAAAUUAGUCUGAAAUCAAAAGGGUGACCUUAUGUAGAUUGAAUAUAAUGCAAAAUUGUUCCAACGGUGUUACAUUUUUUUUGCCCUGUGUUUCUAAGCUGUUCAACAGUGUGUACGAUAAAUGACUAUCUAUACUCGACAAAUAACUUUUCUUACUGCUGUGCAGUUAUUUUUAUUUCAUGUUUCCUAUACCAUAUAAAUCUUUGUAAAACAUGUUGAAAUGCUGUAUUCUAACUGUAUACUCCUAUGCAUUGAGUCCUGGUACAAAAAAAACAAAAGAGAAAAAAAGCUGUUUGUUCUGUUGUCAAGACUUUUUUCCAUUUUGAAACUUGUGAAUGUGCUGUAAUGAUAAAAGAAACUAGAGCACUCCAUUUCAGUGCAGGACCAUUAAUGGAAGCCAACGUUUUCCUCCCCAUCCAAGGCAGCUCAGAAGAUUCUCGAUCGUGUACCUGAUCUGGUUGUACUGGAUGAACCUAAUUUUACAAAGGUUGUGUGUGGCCGGAGUAGUUACCCACAGAUUUCAUCAUACACUCCUCCGUGAAUAAACUCAGAGACAUAUACCCCCUUCA